AUGUCUCCCAAGCACCAGCACCAGCACCAGCACCAGCGCCAGCGCUCUCACCCCCAGGUGCACCCUUCCCAAGCCCAGGCCCAGCCGCCAAUCUCCGCCAUCCACGCCGACCCGUCCCUCUUCCCGCCCUCCGCCUUCGUCGCCUCCUUCCACGCCUCGCAGAACCUCAUGAUCUCGUGCGGCUGCGUGCCCGUCGACCCGCCCCGCCGCAAGGUCGCCAUCCUGCACGACCCGCGCACGGGCAUCACCCAGCUGCCCAAGGGCCGCAAGAACAUUGGCGAGGACGUCGCCGACGCCGCCAUCCGCGAGACCCGCGAGGAGACGGGCGUGCUGGGGUUCCGCCUCUUGCCGCUGCGCGUGGCGACGCGCGCGACGCCUACCGCGGAGAUGCUGGAUGAGCACUUUGGGACGGUGACGCCGAGUGCGGCGGCGGCGGCGAGGGCGGAGGCGGAGGCUGCUGCCGGGGGAGCACUGCCAGUGGCAUCAGCACCAGCAGCAGCGGCAGAAGUUGUCGUCACCACCACCGCCACCACCACCAACGGCAGCAGCAACGGCAAUGACAAAGGCGACGGCGAGGAUGGUGACGACGACGACGACGACGCGCAGUGGCACAACCUCGAAGACGUCACCUCCUGGCAGCCCAACACCGAGCCCAUCGCCAUCACCACCAUGCGCUGCCGCAGCACCCUCGCCCUCAAGCUCGUCAUCUGGUACGUCGCCGAGGGCGACUCCACGGCCGAGUCCCGCGGCGACGAGACGCGCGAGGCCUGGGAGGCGCACUACCUCCUCGAGUGGGUCGACGCCCGCGACGCGCCCGCCCGCAUGACGUUUGACGCCGACGCCAGCGUCGUGGCCAAGGCCCUCGACGACAUGCGCCGCUCUGGCUACGACAUCUGA
Purpureocillium lilacinum is the source of this 897-nucleotide messenger RNA. RefSeq lists its product as uncharacterized. The record is from RefSeq and is a predicted model, not a curated record. Gene Ontology annotation, molecular function: hydrolase activity. NCBI's taxonomy places the organism in Eukaryota, Fungi, Ascomycota, Sordariomycetes, Hypocreales, Ophiocordycipitaceae.